AGCCAUACGGCUCCGAUCUAGGGGCAAUUUUUGUUAUCUGUUUCGUACUCUGUUCCCUGGUGACUGGGGGACGCCCCACACGGUUUCCGUGGUUCACCGUCUGCGAUAGGGUCUCCCUAUCGAUCUGGGGGAUUUCGAUUCCCAAUCUGUGGUCCGUCUGGGCCAAUCUGGAGACACCCUUUGAGGUGACUCAUCUGGGGGAUUUCGAUUCCCAGUCUGUGGUCCGCCCGGGCCAAUCUGGAGACACCCUGUAAGGUGUCUCAUUUGGAGUGAAACUGAUGCGUAUGCAUGUGAAUGAAGUGGCCGGCCUGAUUGUUUUGUGUGUCGUGGGUGCUGUGUUAGGUUAUUUGUUGUACCGCGCUUGCGUUAACCGCCCUGUGACAAUAGAACGUCAUGGGACAGUCGACCUCAUCCCCAUUGUCCCUCACCCUCGACCAUUGGUCGGAGGUGCGGAAGAGGGCUCACGAUCUCUCCUUGCAGGUCAAGAAGAGUAAGUGGCAGGAUUUCUGCUCGACUGAGUGGCCUGCUUUCUCUGUGGGGUGGCCACCAGAGGGGACUUUUCAUCUGCCCCUCAUUCUAGCAGUUAAGGACGUCAUCUUCCGCCCCGGACAAAGGGGGCACCCUGAUCAAGUCGCUUACAUCCUGGUAUGGCAGGACCUCAGGGAGGAACCCCCAUUAUGGGUAAAAUCCUUUCUUCCCCCUUCUGACUCAUCUGUACCAAAGCUUUUAGCUCUGAAAGGACCUCCCACUUCGGCUCCGGUCCUGCCCGAGUCUCAGCCUGAUCUACCCUUACUCGACUAUGACCAGCCUCCUCCUUCCCAGCCGACUCAACCUCCUCCGUACCCACUCUCUCCUCCAGCCUCCUCGUCCGAAUCGAGUGCUGCUUCUCCGUCAGCCCCCUCUUCACCUGAGCUAAAUUCCUCUUCUCCUCCGGUACCCACGUCCCCUCUAUAUCCCCCACUCCCUGCGAUGGCUUGCCCCGAGCCCACACCUCCGGGGCCCACGGGCCCAGCCCAGAACACUCGGAGCAAGCUACGGCUUGAGGAUCCAGUCGUUGCCCUCCCUCUCCGUCCCUAUGGGCCCAUGAUAGACGAUGGGACAGAUGGAGGGCAGAUGCCCGCUUUACAGUACUGGCCUUUUUCUACCUCAGAUCUCUAUAACUGGAAAAACAAUAACCCUCCUUUUUCUGAUGAUCCUUCUAAGCUAACAGGUCUAAUGGAUUCUGUUAUGUUCUCCCACCAACCCACAUGGGACGACUGUCAACAGCUCCUAGGGGUCCUGUUCACCACCGAGGAAAGAGACCGCAUCCUCCUGGAAGCCCGGAAAGCUGUUCCCGGAGAGGAUGGCAGACCCACCCAGAGACCAGACCGGAUCGAUGACUUCUUCCCCUUAAAGCGCCCCAACUGGGACCCCAACUCACCUGCUGGUAGGCAGCAUCUUUCUAUCUAUCGCCAGACUCUAAUGGCAGGUCUCCGGGCGGCCGCAAGGCGCCCCACUAAUCUGGCCAAGGUAAGAGAAGUUACCCAAGGACCUACUGAGACUCCCUCAGUUUUUCUAGAACGCCUGAUGGAAGCUUACCGGCGAUAUACGCCUUUUAACCCUGAGGAGGAAGGCCAAAAAGGCUCGAUAGCUAUGGCCUUUAUAGGACAAUCGGCCCCUGAUAUAAGACGUAAGCUCCAAAGGCUAGAUGGUCUCCAAGACCUGACUCUGAGGGAUCUUGUUAAGGAAGCUGAAAAGGUCUACUAUAAGCGGGAGACAGAGGAAGAGAAAGAGUUAGCUAGGGACAAAAGACGAAACAAGGAAUUAACUAAGAUGUUGGCCACAGUUAUUCAGGGAAAACCUGAGCCAGGAAAGGGAAAGCCCACUCGCCCUCCAUUAGACCCUGAUCAAUGUGCAUAUUGUAAGGAAAAAGGACACCUGAUCAAAGACUGUGAAAAACAGUCCUCACAGCGAUCCCGAGCCCCCAUGCUCACCCUAGAUGAAGAAGACUAGGGACUUCGGGGCUCGGAUCCCCUCCCCGAGCUCAGGGUAAUGUUUAAAGUGGAGGGGACUCCCGUGGAAUUCGAGGUCGAUACGGGAGCUGUUUAUUCGGCCUUACAAGCCCCCUUAGGGGCCCUUUCAACUAAGAAAUCAUUAGUUCAAGGGGCUAACGGGAGCAAAUAUCGCUCGUGGACCACUGAGCGCACAGUUGACUUAGGCAAGGGAAAAGUAAAACACUCCUUUCUGGUUAUUCCCGAAUGUCCUGCUCCCCUCCUGGGACGGGACUUAUUAACCAAACUGGGGGCAAAGAUUUCCUUUGAGCCCCAAGGACCUCAAGUGACAUUCCGUAACCCAAAGGUUGGGCAACCUAUGGUUACGGUGUUAUCCCUAAAACUGGAAGAUGAAUAUAGGCUCUACGACCACCAGGAUCCCCAGCCUAUCGCCCCAGCCUGGUUAACUGAUUUUAAAGAAUCCUGGGCCGAGACGGCUGGACUCGGGCUGGCAAGCCAGCAACCGCCUGUAGUGGUUACUUUAAAAACCACUGCCUCCCCUAUUCGGGUCAAGCAAUAUCCCAUUAAUAGAGAAGCUCACCUAGGGAUUAAGGUGCACAUACAGAGACUUUUAGACCAAGGGGUAUUAACUCCUUGUCGGUCUGCAUGGAAUACUCCGUUACUCCCGGUCAAAAAGCCCGGGACGAAUGACUACAGACCGGUACAGGACCUAAGGGAGGUCAAUAGCAGGGUAGAAGACAUUCACCCCACCGUACCCAAUCCCUAUAAUCUCCUCAGCGGGUUAAAUCCGUCAAGGACUUGGUAUACUGUUCUGGAUUUAAAGGAUGCCUUUUUCUGUUUGCCUUUACACAAAGAUAGCCAGCCCUUAUUUGCAUUUGAAUGGACGGACCCUGAGACUGGGUCCGCCGGACAACUAACCUGGACGCGCCUCCCACAGGGCUUCAAAAACAGCCCAACCAUCUUUGAUGAAGCCCUACAUAAGGAUUUAGCCCCCUUUCGGGCUCAACACCCAAGCCUCACCCUUCUUCAAUAUGUAGAUGACUUGCUGCUGGCUGCGGACUCUGAGGGUGACUGCACAAGCGGAACUCAGGACCUUUUACGUGAGUUGGCUAUCCUGGGGUAUAGGGCAUCAGCAAAAAAGGCUCAAAUUUGUAAGCGAGAGGUAAUUUUUCUGGGCUACUCCUUAAAAGGGGGACAAAGGUGGCUCACUGAGGCCAGAAAACAGACUGUGGUCCAGAUUCCCCCUCCAAAGAGUCAAAAACAAUUACGAGAGUUCCUGGGCACUGCGGGGUUCUGCCGGUUAUGGAUCCCCGGAUUCGCAACUUUGGCAGCUCCCCUAUAUCCGUUACUGAAGGGGGGAUCUCCCUUUAUCUGGAAAAAAGAUCACCAGCAGGCCUUUGAUGCCAUCAAGCGGGCUCUCCUGUCCGCUCCGGCCCUGGCUCUUCCUAAUGUGGAUAAGCCCUUUACUCUCUUCAUGGAAGAAAAAAAAGGAAUGGCGAGAGGAGUGCUGACCCAGGCCUUUGGGCCAUGGAGGCGUCCGGUGGCUUACCUCUCAAAAAGACUGGACACUGUGGCAAGCGGGUGGCCACCCUGCCUAAAGGCCAUCGCAGCAGCUGCCUUGCUCAUUAAAGACGCUGACAAAUUGACUUUGGGACAGAAAAUAACAAUCAUUGCCCCGCACACGCUAGAAAGCAUCAUCCGCCAGCCUCCAGACAGAUGGCUCUCAAAUGCCAGAGUUACUCAUUAUCAGAGCCUCUUGCUCAACAAGGACAAGAUAACUUUUGGACCCCCGGUGACUCUCAACCCGGCGACUCUGCUGCCGGAAGAAGCUUCGGAACCCGUCCUCCAUACCUGCCAGGACGUCUUGGCAGAAGAGGCCGGAGUACGACCGGACUUAUUGGAUUGCCCCCUACCCAAUGCAGAGGUGACCUACUUCACUGACGGGAGUAGCUUUUUGAUUCAAGGUAAGCGGUAUGCGGGGGCGGCUGUGACUGAUUAUUCCAAUGUUAUAUGGACAGCCAGACUAGAGGACGGGUCCUCGGCCCAAAAGGCCGAACUGAUUGCUUUGACUAAGGCUCUGGAGCUCGCUAAAGGAAAGCGAGCGAACAUUUACACGGAUAGCCGAUAUGCUUUUGCAACGGCCCACAUCCACGGGGCCAUAUACCGCCAGCGGGGGCUUCUGACCUCCGCAGGAAAAGAAAUAAAACACAAACAGGAAAUCCUCCAGUUGCUCGCUGCAGUUAUGUUGCCCCGGAAGGUGGCGAUAAUACACUGUAACAGCCACCAGAAAGGGACUGAUCCCGUCACAAGGGGAAACAACCUGGCCGAUCAGGCAGCAAAAUCUGCAGCCUUGGGAGACUCACAGAUGUUGGUGACUGAUGUCAAAGAUUCUCCUCAAAAGGAGAAAGCUCAGAUUAACCAAAUCCCUGAAACACCUGAUUUGACUGCUUACAUACAACAGGCCCACCGGCUCACUCAUUUGGGAGCUAAAAAGCUAAGCCUACUGGCCCAACGCCAAGACUUCCCAGGGGCAUCCCCCACUGCCAUACGUCAGGUCGCCAAUCGGGUGGUGGCUAAUUGUGAGGCAUGUCAAUUGACCAAUGCCUACCCUGCCAAGCUGGCCCCCGGCAAAAGGCUACACGGCACCAGACCUGGACAAUACUGGGAAGUGGACUUUACAGAAGUUAAGCCUGCCCGAUGCGGACUAAAAUAUCUGCUAGUUUUUGUAGAUACCUUUUCUGGAUGGACUGAGGCUUUUCCUACCAAAAAGGAAACCGCUGCCGUGGUAACUAAAAAAUUGAUGGAAGAAAUAUUUCCCCGGUUCGGAUUGCCAAAGGUAAUAGGGUCUGAUAAUGGACCGGCGUUUGUGGCUAAGGUAAGUCAGGGACUGGCCAACAUAUUGGGGAUUGAUUGGAAAUUACAUUGUGCUUAUAGACCCCAAAGUUCAGGACAGGUAGAGAGAAUGAAUAGAACCAUUAAGGAGACCCUCACUAAAUUGGCUCAUGAGACUGGCUUAAAAGAUUGGACGAUGCUCCUGCCGUAUGCCCUUUUUCGCGCGCGAAACACCCCGUCUACCAAACCCCCUAACCUUACUCCCUUCGAAAUCCUCUUUGGCACUCCACCCCCCAUUCGAGAUCUCACUCCCUUAACUGAGCAUGCUGCCUUGUUGCCAACCUCCCUGUCUGACAGGCUCAUCGCCCUUGACAACCUGCAGAGGGACGUGUGGACGCAGCUAGCCUCGGCCUAUGCUCCCAGUGAGUUCCCCGCGCCACAUCCGUACCAGGUGGGAGACUUUGUGUUCGUCCGGCGCCACCAACAAGAGACUCUACAGCCUCGCUGGAAAGGACCAUACCAGGUCCUAUUGACUACUCCUACAGCGGUAAAGGUUGACGGAGUCGCCUCUUGGAUCCACGCGUCACACCUAAAGCCUGCCUCGGCACCAGUGGACGGCUCCUGGGAACUCAAACGGUCUGAUAACCCCCUGAAGCUAAAGUUGCGCCGAAGGACCCCCUGAGAUUAUUCAGAGUACUACCCUUAUGUGUCCCUCUAAGAUGACCCGUAUGGGACCCCAGACUUUAACCCUCCGGGCUCUAAUGGGAUUACUUAUAUUAAUAAUCCCCACUGUAGCUAGCCCCCAUCGCCCCUGGAAAUGGUCGUUAAUACGAUGGGGGGACUCACGUGUGGGUAGCACCUGGGAAGGAUCAGGAAGUCCAUGGUUUGCGCCCACACCCUGUUGGUUCUUUCCAGGGCUCCAAUGUCCCAAACAAAGUCAUUUUUAUCUUUGUCCCGCACCAACCGGGAGUAGAUCAUAUUGUAAUUCCCCAGGAGAAUAUUUUUGUGCUUAUUGGGGCUGUGAAACCGCUGCAACAGGGUGGCAACCCGCCUUCCCCGAUGAACACCUUAAAAUGACAUGGGGGCCGCCGGGAUGCAGCCUAGAUAACUACCCACCGGCCGGUCAGAGAUCCUGUCAGGUUCUAAAUAUCACUGUCACCACUCCUGAGGACCCAGGUUGGCUGACAGGACGCACCUGGGGACUUCGA
Molecule: messenger RNA, 6031 nt
Organism: Cavia porcellus (domestic guinea pig)
Lineage: Eukaryota; Metazoa; Chordata; Mammalia; Rodentia; Caviidae
Exons: 2
Biological process (GO): proteolysis; DNA integration; virion assembly
Molecular function (GO): zinc ion binding; RNA-DNA hybrid ribonuclease activity; nucleic acid binding
Source: RefSeq, a predicted model, not a curated record